GCCCAUGGCCGGAGGCUGGGAGGGAGGGCAGGCGAGUGUGAUGCCAGACGCCUGACUGGAGGCGGAUCCAGCCGGCCAGCUGCCUCUCUGGAGCCCAGCUCUUGGGCCCCUGCACUCACCUGCUCUUCCCGGGGUGGCUGCCUCCUGCUCAUUCAGCCAUGCGGUGGCUGUGGCCCCUGGCUGUCUCUCUUGCUGUGAUUUUGGCUGUGGGGCUAAGCAGGGUCUCUGGGGGUGCCCCCCUGCACCUGGGAAGGCACAGAGCCGAGACCCAGGAGCAGCAGAACCGAUCCAAGAGGGGCACCGAGGAUGAGGAGGCCAAGGGAGUGCAGCAGUAUGUGCCUGAGGAGUGGGCGGAGUACCCCCGGCCCAUUCACCCUGCUGGACGGCAGCCCACCAAGCCCUUGGUGGCCACCAGCCCUAACCCCGACAAGGAUGGGGGCACCCCAGGCAGCGGGCAGGAGCUGAGGGGUAAUCUGACGGGGGCACCGGGGCAGAGGCUGCAGAUCCAGAACCCCCUGUAUCCGGUGACCGAGAGCUCCUACAGUGCCUAUGCCAUCAUGCUCCUGGCGCUGGUGGUGUUUGCGGUGGGCAUCGUGGGCAACCUGUCGGUCAUGUGCAUCGUGUGGCACAGCUACUACCUGAAGAGCGCCUGGAACUCUAUCCUUGCCAGCCUGGCCCUCUGGGAUUUUCUGGUCCUCUUUUUCUGCCUCCCUAUUGUCAUCUUCAAUGAGAUCACCAAGCAGAGGCUACUGGGUGACGUUUCUUGUCGGGCCGUGCCCUUCAUGGAGGUCUCCUCUCUGGGAGUCACGACUUUCAGCCUCUGUGCCCUGGGCAUUGACCGCUUCCACGUGGCCACCAGCACCCUGCCCAAGGUGAGGCCCAUCGAGCGGUGCCGAUCUAUCCUGGCCAAGCUGGCUGUCAUCUGGGUGGGCUCCAUGACGCUGGCCGUGCCCGAGCUCCUGCUGUGGCAGCUGGCACAGGAGCCUGCCCCCACCAUGGGCACCCUGGACUCGUGCAUCAUGAAACCCUCAGCCAGCCUGCCCGAGUCCCUGUACUCACUGGUGAUGACCUACCAGAACGCCCGCAUGUGGUGGUACUUUGGCUGCUACUUCUGUCUGCCCAUCCUCUUCACGGUCACCUGCCAGCUGGUGACGUGGCGGGUGCGAGGCCCUCCGGGGAGGAAGUCGGAGUGCAGGGCCAGCAAGCACGAGCAGUGUGAGAGCCAGCUCAACAGCACCGUGGUGGGCCUGACCGUGGUCUACGCCUUCUGCACCCUCCCAGAGAACGUCUGCAACAUUGUGGUGGCCUACCUCUCCACCGAGCUGACCCGCCAGACCCUGGACCUCCUGGGCCUCAUCAACCAGUUCUCUGCCUUCUUCAAGGGCGCCAUCACCCCGGUGCUGCUCCUAUGCAUCUGCAGGCCGCUGGGCCGGGCCUUCCUGGACUGCUGCUGCUGCUGCUGCUGUGAGGAGUGUGGCGGGGCUUCGGAGGCCUCGGCCGCCAGUGGCUCGGACAACAAGCUCAAGACCGAGGUGUCCUCUUCCAUCUACUUCCACAAGCCCAGGGAGUCACCCCCGCUCCUGCCCCUGGGCACACCUUGCUGAGGCUCCAGCAGGGGUGGGGAGGGAGGGAGGGGCCGCCACCCCCGCCGGUGUCUGCUGUUCUUUCCCCAUAGGUCUUGCUUUGCUGCCUGUCUUGCUGUCUAGAGAUGGACUUGGUUCCUCUUGUCAAGGUUUGGGAAUGUCAAAGCCCCCUCCCCACGCAGGGCCUUUCCUGUCCCUUGUGGGGCCUUCCAACCCUGUCCUUUCCACUGGUGGGUGGUGAUGCUUCUAGGUCCUUAGAACUGCCCAGAAACUCUGCGUCCCAGCAGCUGGGAGCCAGAACUUUGCCUGCCCUCCCUUGGUUGCAGUCUCUCUUCUUGCUCUCUGCCUUGUAACCUGACCAUACUUUAGUUGUGCCCUUCCCAGGCAUCACCUUCCAACCCCCAACCUGGGGCUCCAUCUUGGAAUGGGGGCUCCUUGCGGGCUCCAGCUCAAUGUGGCUCACCACACUCUUCUUUUUGUUUUCUUUUCUUUUUUUUUUUUUGAGACAGAAUCUUGCUCUGUUGCCCAGGCUGGAGUACAGUGGCCUGAUGUCAGCUCUCUGCAACCUCUGCCUCCUGGGUUCAAGCGAUUCUCCUGCCUCAGCCUCCUGAGUAGCUGGGAUUACAGGUGUGCACCACCACACCCGGCUGAUAUUUGUAUCUGUAGAAGAGAUGGGGUUUCAUCAUGUUGGCCAGGCUGGCGUUGAACUCCUGACCUCAAGUGAUCUGCUUACCUUGGCCUCCCAAAGUGCUGGGAUUAUAGGUGUGAGCUGCCGCGCCCGGCCUCAAUACACUCUUCUCUGGACCGGAUCUGUCCCAGCCCUGGAUGCCUCCUCCUACUGGUGCCUUCUUUUCUUCCAGAGGAUUUCUCUCUCCUUCCUCCUCCUUUCUUUGGGAUCCCCUGGUUGCCCUAUCCCAAUCUCCCUGUUAGGUGCUUUCCCAUAGGAGGCCCUUCCUGAGAAACAAUAAACUAGGUAGAACUAUCCCUA
This is a messenger RNA of Mandrillus leucophaeus (drill), 2571 nucleotides long. It is a transcript of the gene GPR37L1, whose product is annotated as G protein-coupled receptor 37 like 1. NCBI's taxonomy places the organism in Eukaryota, Metazoa, Chordata, Mammalia, Primates, Cercopithecidae. Gene Ontology annotation, cellular component: plasma membrane; signaling receptor complex. The record is from RefSeq and is a predicted model, not a curated record. Gene Ontology annotation, biological process: positive regulation of MAPK cascade; adenylate cyclase-inhibiting G protein-coupled receptor signaling pathway. Bases 159 to 1604 code for a protein of 481 amino acids. The transcript is spliced from 2 exons. Gene Ontology annotation, molecular function: G protein-coupled peptide receptor activity.